This is a messenger RNA of Strongylocentrotus purpuratus (purple sea urchin), 487 nucleotides long. RefSeq names its product histone H3.v1-like. NCBI's taxonomy places the organism in Eukaryota, Metazoa, Echinodermata, Echinoidea, Camarodonta, Strongylocentrotidae. The record is from RefSeq and is a predicted model, not a curated record. Bases 44 to 487 code for a protein of 147 amino acids. The transcript is spliced from 3 exons.
CUAAAAUAGUUCAUGGUCGCUGUUAGUUUUGGAUACAAAAUAUAUGAUGUAUCGUACAGUGUCAUUAUAUUGGUCUUCUCCAAUUUGUUUUCAUUAUUCAGCAAAUCGAGUAGUUCCUAGGUUUCAGCACGAGUUGGCAGAGACACUUGCCUUCAAUGAGUAUGUCUAUCUGAAUGACAUUCAGACAAACCAGAUUAACGAGUUUGUCCAGGAUCUCCAAGAGAUACAUGAAGGCACCGAGCUGACGACUGAUAGGGAGGAAAUCAUACAGGAGAAGGCAGAGGAGGAUGAGCUGAAAGCAGAGGAGGAUGAGGAGAAGGCAGAGGAGGUGAAGACAGAGGAGGAGCUGGAGGAGGAGGAGGAGAUGAAGGCAGAGGAGGAGCUGGAGGCAGAGGAGGAGGAGGAGGUGAAGGCAGAGGAGGAGGAGAUGAAGGCAGAGGAGGAGCUGAAAGCAGAGGAGGAUGAGGAGAAGAGGAGGAGGAGGUGA